CAUACCAUUAGUAUCAUUCAUGUUCUUUCAGAAAAAGGAGGCAGGAAGAGUCAGACUCCUCACUAGACGUAGAAGAGCUCUCAUCCUUUUCACUUGCACCCUCAGAUUCUUUAGUUUCUGCAUCCUCUGUUUCUACAUCUUCGAGGAAUUUUAAAAUCACUCACGGGGACAUUGACCGAAUCUUCAAUUUGGACUUCAGGUUUCUUCUUCUUGGGCGACAAAGAAGUUUUUUUUGGUAGCUUUUCGUGCCUUACUCAUGGCAAAGACGGUCUACGCUAACAGAAAACUCAGCACCUCCAUGGAAGCAGAAACUUUGGAGAAACCUACCUUGUUGUAGACCAUAGGACAAUGAAAGUCAAUGAUUCCUUUGAGGGAUAUGAUCUCCUUUGAGACGGAGCAGUUCGGAGACGAAGACCCGCCGUCACCUAGAGGCCAUUACAUGUAGUCGCUGAUAGAGAAGUACGGGUUGAGAAUUCGGUGAAGGGAGAUUGAAUGAAUACUCCAGCUAAGGUAGAGGAGCAGGACCUGGCAUGGCAGCUGGGAGGAGCGCAGCAGAGCAGGAGGGAGUACACGGCGGAGCAGGCAUAAGGGAAGCAACAAUUGAAGAAGCAUCUGGCCGGAGGAGAAUAGACCAGAACAAGGGGUUCCUUCAACUUAACAAAUUACGGAGUACAAUGAAAGAAAGAGGGUAAAAUAGUAAUUUUGCAUUUUUUCUCCUCUGUUAAGGAGAGCAAAACCCCCCGACUCUAAACCCCCAAAACCCUAGAAGCGUCUAGACCCUUCUUCUCUCUGCAUUUACAAUAUAUACGCCUCCACUGCUCAUCAUCAUCAUCCUCAGUUCUGUUCUGUUCUGCUGCUCUCUACCCCCGCAUUUGUUUUGACUAUCUCUCCUUCUCGGCAUCAAAUCUCUCAAUAAAGCCAUGUAUCGCUUCGCAGCAAAUCUUGCCUCUAAGGCCAGAGUCGCCAAGAACUGCGGUCCACAGGUAAGUGGUAGGUUAAGUUGGAACAGAAACUAUGCUGCUAAAGAUAUUAGAUUUGGAGUCGAGGCUCGAGCCCUGAUGCUUCAGGGAGUAGAAGAGCUCGCUGAUGCUGUUAAAGUCACCAUGGGUCCAAAGGGACGCAAUGUUGUGAUUGAACAAAGCUGGGGUGCACCAAAAGUAACAAAAGAUGGUGUUACUGUUGCUAAAAGUGUAGAGUUCAGCCACAAAGUAAAAAAUGUUGGAGCGAGCCUUGUAAAACAAGUUGCUAAUGCUACCAAUGAUGUUGCCGGCGAUGGUACAACCUGUGCAACGGUUCUCACACGAGCCAUAUUUGCUGAAGGAUGCAAGUCUGUUGCAGCUGGUAUGAAUGCAAUGGAUCUGAGACGUGGUAUUUCCAUGGCUGUUGAUGCUGUUGUAACAAAUCUGAAGAGCAGAGCACGCAUGAUUAGCACAUCUGAGGAAAUUGCUCAGGUAGGAACAAUCUCCGCAAACGGAGAAAGAGAGAUCGGGGAGCUAAUUGCCAAGGCUAUGGAGAAAGUUGGAAAGGAAGGUGUAAUCACAAUUCAAGAUGGGAAGACCUUAUUCAAUGAGCUAGAAGUUGUGGAGGGGAUGAAACUAGACAGGGGCUACAUCUCUCCGUAUUUCAUUACAAACCAGAAGAAUCAGAAAUGUGAGUUGGAUGACCCUCUCAUUCUAAUCCACGAGAAGAAAAUAUCAAGCUUAAAUGCUAUUGUGAAAAUCUUAGAGUUGGCUUUGAAGAAGCAAAGACCACUGUUGAUUGUAGCUGAAGAUGUAGAUAGCGAUGCACUUGCAACACUCAUCCUAAACAAACUUCGUGUUGGGAUCAAGGUCUGUGCCAUAAAAGCCCCUGGCUUUGGAGAAAAUAGGAAGUCAAAUCUUCAAGAUCUUGCCACUCUAACCGGUGGCCAGGUUAUAACUGAAGAGCUCGGGUUGAACAUUGAAAAUGUUGAUUUUGAACUGCUUGGAACAUGCAAAAAGGUCACUGUUUCAAAAGAUGACACCGUUGUUCUUGAUGGCGCAGGGGAGAAGAAGACUAUUGAGGAAAGAUGUGAACAGAUUAGGUCAGCAAUCGAAUUGAGCACAUCCGAUUAUGACAAGGAGAAGUUGCAAGAAAGAUUAGCUAAGCUCUCUGGUGGUGUUGCCGUUUUAAAAAUUGGAGGUGCAAGUGAAGCAGAGGUUGGUGAGAAGAAAGAUAGAGUCACCGAUGCUUUAAAUGCCACAAAAGCCGCCGUUGAAGAGGGAAUUGUCCCAGGUGGCGGUGUUGCGCUUCUCUAUGCAUCCAAAGAAUUGGAAAAGCUACCCACUGCCAACUUUGAUCAGAGAGUUGGUGUUCAGAUUAUUCAGCAUGCCCUCAAGACACCCGUGUAUACAAUUGCGGCCAAUGCCGGAGUAGAGGGUGCGGUUGUGGUUGGCAAGUUGUUGGAGCAAGAAAACCCUGAUCUUGGUUAUGAUGCCGCAAAAGGUGAAUAUGUUGACAUGGUCAAGGCUGGAAUUAUUGACCCGUUGAAAGUGAUCAGAACGGCGUUGGUUGAUGCCGCAAGCGUGUCUUCCCUAUUGACCACCACAGAAGCGGUGGUGGUUGACCUUCCCAAGGAGGAGAAGGAUACUCCCGCCAUGGGUGGUGGCGGAAUGGGCGGCAUGGACUAUUGAUGAAUUGCAAUCCUUCACAGUCUUCAACUCCUGCGGCAUUCUUGCAGACAUGUAAUUGCAUCGCCCACAUAAAUAAGAGCUGUCUGGUGUUGUCUCUGCCAUUUACAGGGAGGGCAUUUUUCUUUGUGUAAUUUUUAUUUAUCUGUUUGGAAGAAAAUUUGAUGGUUUUGUUAGGACGAACAAAGCUGUAAUUCUUUCCUCUCUUUUUUUUUUUCCUGUUGAGAGACUCAUUGUUCGGCAUCUGUGUGACCAAUUGCUUACCCUU
Cuscuta campestris is the source of this 2916-nucleotide messenger RNA. Lineage: Eukaryota; Viridiplantae; Streptophyta; Magnoliopsida; Solanales; Convolvulaceae. The record is from the annotation of a GenBank genome assembly.